Bradysia coprophila is the source of this 1253-nucleotide messenger RNA. RefSeq names its product ribosome biogenesis protein BRX1 homolog. Gene Ontology annotation, molecular function: rRNA binding. NCBI's taxonomy places the organism in Eukaryota, Metazoa, Arthropoda, Insecta, Diptera, Sciaridae. The record is from RefSeq and is a predicted model, not a curated record. Gene Ontology annotation, cellular component: nucleolus. Gene Ontology annotation, biological process: rRNA processing; ribosomal large subunit assembly.
UCUUGACAGUUCAACACUUCGCCGCGCACAUUUUCUAUUUGUUUCUUUACAACGAUGAAACACGUGCGGGAAACGGCUUUGGUAAAACCAAAAUUAAAUAAUAAAACGAAUAAAGUGAAAAAAACGAAAUUGAAGAAAAAGAAGCAGAAACAGAAUGGCAUCGAAAUAGUACCGAAAGAAGAGAAUGAAGCGAUUCCGGCUACGCGUACUUCCGAUGAACCCAUUCCGAAGAAGGAUAAAUGGGUAAAUCGUCAACGAGUGCUGGUGUUUGCUGCCCGUGGCAUAUCGUUCAGAGACAGACACCUGAUGCGUGAUCUUCGUACGUUAAUGCCACACCACAAACCUGAAUCCAAAAUGGAACGUUCAAAAACGUUGUCGGUUAUCAAUGAAGUGGCUGUAAUGAAACACUGUAACAAAGUGUUGCUGUUUGAAGGUCGUCGAAAGCGUGACCUGUAUAUGUGGUGCUCGAACAUACCAGAUGGUCCAUCGGCGAAAUUUCUCGUUGAAAAUGUCCACACAUUGGGUGAACUGAAAAUGACCGGCAAUUGUUUACGCGGAUCUCGACCAUUGUUGUCGUUCGAUGACAACUUUACGGACGUUCCAUAUCUAGCACUGUUGCGCGAACUAUUUGUACAGACAUUUGGUGUGCCGAAUCAUCAUCCCAAAUCUCAGCCGUUCUUCGAUCACGUUUACACAUUCACAUUCGUUGACAAUCGCAUUUGGUUCCGCAAUUUCCAGAUAUUAUCGGAGGAUGGUGGUCUGGCCGAAGUUGGACCGCGAUUCGUUUUAAAUCCCGUCAAAAUAUUCGACGGUUCGUUUGGCGGUGAAGCCAUUUGGGAAAAUCCCGAUUACGUCAGUCCUGCCAAAUACCGGCAAAUGUUGAAAAAGAAAGCCAAAGAUCGAUACGUUGAUCGGCUGGAGCAGAAAGCCAAUUAUGAAGCGACGAAACCGGAACAUUCGUACAAUAUAGAAGAUAUGAGUGAAGUGUUCGGCGAGAAUGAGGAAGAGAUUGCAAAGGAAAUUGUUGCCAAACAAGCGGCCCAUCAAUCUUCGGAAUCUGAAAACGAGGAAUUGAAGAAUAUGGAACGCAAAGAGAAGAAACAGGUGCGCAAAGUGAAGAAAUUGAUCAGCAAGAAGAAGGAGCAGGUAAACAAGUCGAUACAAAAGAAAUUGAAAAAGAAAUCGAUUGAUUAAGGACAUUGAUGUUUAUAUUCAAUUUAAAAAAUAAAAUAUUUUUGUUUGUACCACAACAA